GCCGAGUCGGAACUCCACGACGACGUUAUUCGUCUGCGGCAAAACGUACGUGAUUUCAGGAUUCUAACCGACAUUGCUCAAGAUUUGAUACGAGAAAACGUGUCAAAUACUGUACGUGUGCAGCCACAUCCGUCGACCCUCCUCUCUCACCUCUCACGCCCGGUCGUCCUAUUCACUCGCCCCUUCUACCAGGCCAAUCAUUGGAGACAUGCAGUUUCCCCUUGAGCCCCCCACCCCUCUCUUCGUCGCUGAUGAAUCUUCUUCCGCCCCACCAUCUCCCCGCGCGGAGAGUACCACCCUCUCAAAGGACGUCUCCCUUUCCGUCAAUUAUCUACCUAACAAGUUUGCUUCUGGCUUGCUCUCUCCUACUCCUCGCAGACGUAGACCAGGGAAGGCCAAUGGUGACCAUCCCGCCAUGCACAAGAGAGGCGGCGGUAGGGAGGCCUUCAAGAGUGGUGAGGCACGUAUGCCCGCAGAAGGCGAUGAAGACUACGACGGCGUCACCGGUGGUUGGUUCGGUGGCAAAGAAGGUGGUCACACCCGUCCUCACAUGCACUGGAACAGGUUCAAAUGGGCACUCUUCAUUGCCAAUCUUGCAUUAUCUAUAUACGGCCUUGCGGGCCUAAUUUUCUGUCUUCUCACAUGGUUUGACAUCUUCGAACACGCAGACAUCAUUCGUGUAGGCAACCGAACAGAACUCGUUUUCUCCACAGCCGCUGCCGUCCUUGCCUCACUUACUUCCAUAAUCGGAUGGGCUGGCAUCCUCCUCAAUAACCGCUCUUUCCUAGCAGUUUACACUUUCACUCUCUGGCUUUGCUUUGCCCUCCUUGUCACCCCUGGCUACAUGACCUACAAACAACGUACAUUCAACCUCGAAGGCAAGCUAAAUUCCCAGUGGUCUCGCGAUCUCGGUGCAGCCGGCCGUCUCAGGAUCCAAAACAGGCUCCAUUGUUGUGGGUAUUACUCCCCCUUCGUCGAAGCUACUGUCUCCCAAAGCUGUUACGCCCGCUCCGUCCUUCCGGGGUGCAAACAGGCAUACGUCAACUUUGAGAAACAUGCCUUGGACUUCUGGUACACUAUCGCUUUCUCCCUGGUGCCGCUCCAGCUCGUAAUCAUGCUCGCGGGGCUCUUGUGCUCAAACCACGUAACCUACCGCUUCGGUAAAGGCAUGAUGCCCAAGGCCUAUAGGCUCAGCAUGGCAAGUAUGGCUGUCAUUAUGGAUAAUUAUGCCAACCAACUGGCGGAACAAUACGGCACCGAAAUCGCGUCCGAUAUCUUAGCGCGGUCUCGGCACCUUGAUUCUACGACGUACGCCUCCGGCGUUGCGAACGGGACAGGCACAACAUAUGCACUUUCUCAAGGCAGGUACGAUUCACUGGCGGUGAAGUCGCCCUACGCCGAGAGAAUAUGAACGAGCGAGCAGCGAUAGAUGGACUAGUUUCUUGCAAAAUUUCUUGCGCUGAUACACCUGCUCUGAUAUACUGUCUCAAGUUCUUGCUUUCCUAUUUACCCUGACGAUUUUAAUCAUGCAGCUGCCGAGGUGCUGGCUGCACGUUCUUGACUUACCAGUUUCGCUCAUUUCUGCUAUGCCUCGUGCGCGAUCGUUCCGGUGUACUGACGUACAUACAGCUAUUCAAUUUCAAUAGCUACUUCCAUUCUUUACAUACUAUUAACAAAUAUACCGCGUGUUUCUCGCGUUUAAGGAUGUGUAACACGAGUCGACCAACCAGUCGUUUCAACAAG
This is a messenger RNA of Suillus discolor, 1743 nucleotides long. RefSeq lists its product as uncharacterized. NCBI's taxonomy places the organism in Eukaryota, Fungi, Basidiomycota, Agaricomycetes, Boletales, Suillaceae. The record is from RefSeq and is a predicted model, not a curated record. The coding region runs from base 209 to 1411 and encodes 400 amino acids. Gene Ontology annotation, cellular component: membrane. The transcript has 5 exons.